GAGUUCAUUCUGCACCAGGCAGAGAGGAGCUAAGGCAGGAUGAAGAAGUUAUUUGUGCUUUUGCUCUUUCUCCCCUUACUGGCUUUCUUAGGGGCCUCCCCGAUUCUGCCUGAAAAGCAGGCCAAACAGCUCCUGAGAUCCCGGCGCCAGGACCGGCCAAGCAAACCAGGGUUUCCGGACGAGCCCAUGCGGGAGUACAUGCAUCACCUGCUCCGCCUGGAGCAGCGAGCCGAGGAGCAGUUCCUGGAGCACUGGCUGAACCCCCACUGCAAGCCCCACUGCAACAGGGACGUGGUCCAUCCGGUGUAAGGGGCUGGCGCCCAGCCUCAGACGUUUUGAGAAGCGAUGGCCAGGAAAAUGUCGGAACAAGAUGAGGCUGCGUCUCUGGUUUGUCUUUCACCCGCGGGAAUGGGCGUCUCCAGACCCUGUGAGCGGGGGUCUGAUGGCAGGUGCUUCUGCUGCUUCCUUUUCCUUGUCUUCAUAGCCCGUCACAACCAGUAGCUUGAAAUACAGACACCAGGCUCCAAUGGCCAUCUGCCAGUUUGAGAGGUGACAGGAGAAUCGAACCUGGGCCCAUCGAGUGGAACCUGCCGGACAGGGGUGGGGCCCGGCUGCCUGCUCGAGGGCUUUGGGGAAGUCUGGUGUGGCAUAGAGAAGCUGCCUGUGGGGCUACAGUUAGUGGGCCAGUUAUUCCCCGCCCCCCCCUUUUUUCCUGCUCUAAUAAACAUCACUGUCAA
Messenger RNA from Condylura cristata (star-nosed mole), 737 nucleotides. It is a transcript of the gene CUNH17orf67, whose product is annotated as chromosome unknown open reading frame, human C17orf67. The record is from RefSeq and is a predicted model, not a curated record. Lineage: Eukaryota; Metazoa; Chordata; Mammalia; Eulipotyphla; Talpidae. The transcript is spliced from 4 exons. The coding region runs from base 40 to 309 and encodes 89 amino acids.